Staurois parvus is the source of this 813-nucleotide messenger RNA. Lineage: Eukaryota; Metazoa; Chordata; Amphibia; Anura; Ranidae. The record is from the annotation of a GenBank genome assembly.
AUGUGUGGUGGACGACUCUCACUCUCAUCAAUGCUCUGUAUUUUUUCUAUGGUUAUGCUGCUACAUUCAGUGUUUUGUGCUGACAGUGACAGAAGUCAAAGAAAAAUUGUUCAUGUUACUGAGGGUGAAACUGGUGAAGUCAUUGUACAAACAGCGCCAGGUGUGGUGACCACACAUCGUGGUGGCACCAUAAUCCUUCCUUGUCGUUAUCAUUAUGAGCAUUCUGGAGAGGAACCUGCACCAGUACGCAUAAAAUGGUCCAAGAUCAGUGAGCCUGCAUCCUUCACUGAUGUGUUUGUAGCUCUGGGAAAGGAAAUGAGGGACUUUGGCCCCUACAAGAACCGUGUUUCCCUUCAAGAACAUGAUCCAGGGGAUGCCUCACUGAUCGUCCGCAAUGUUACCUUGGCUGAUUAUGGGAGAUAUGAGUGUGAGGUGACCAAUGAGCUAGAAGAUGACACUGGGACUGUCAAACUUGACUUAGAAGGAGUGAUCUUCCCUUAUUAUCCACGCUUAGGACGAUACCACAUGAACUUUCAUGAUGCUCAGAAGGCCUGCAAGCAGCAGGAUGGUAUCCUUGCUUCUUAUGAUCAGCUUCAUGAAGCUUGGCUGAAUGGUCUUGACUGGUGCAACGCUGGUUGGUUGCAAGAUGGCUCUGUGCAAUACCCAAUCUCCAAACCACGGGAAGAAUGUGGAAAAAAAGAAACACCUAUUGGAGUAAGGAACUAUGGAUACCGGCACAAGGAGGAUGAGCGUUAUGAUGCCUUCUGUUUUACAUCAAAUCUCAAUGGUAUAGUGGGUCUCUCAGCAAAAUAG